Messenger RNA from Magnolia sinica, 423 nucleotides. RefSeq names its product ABC transporter B family member 12-like. The record is from RefSeq and is a predicted model, not a curated record. Gene Ontology annotation, molecular function: ATPase-coupled transmembrane transporter activity; ATP binding; ATP hydrolysis activity. NCBI's taxonomy places the organism in Eukaryota, Viridiplantae, Streptophyta, Magnoliopsida, Magnoliales, Magnoliaceae. The transcript is spliced from 2 exons. Bases 1 to 423 code for a protein of 140 amino acids.
AUGGAUCGGAUGCUGAGACCCGGCAGGUGUGCCUACAUUCAUGUAUUUUCUGGGUUCUCGUUGCAUGUUCCAAGCAACAUGACCGUGGCUCUAGUUGGAGAGAGUGGCAGUGGGAAGUCGACAGUGAUCAUCCUGUUGGAGAGGUUCUAUGACCCCCAAGCUGGUGAAGUGCUCAUAGAUGGCAUCAACUUGAAGAAGCUACAGCUUGGAUGGAUCAGAGAAAAAAUCGGUCUUGUUAGCCAAGAGCCCAUCUUACUUACAACUACUAUAAUGGAGAAUAUCGCAUAUGGUAAAGUGGGUGCUACAUUGGAAGAAAUCAGAACAGUAACUGAGAUUACUAAUGCUAUAAGGACCUGCAACCCAAACUCCCUGGCUGCCAUCUUGCUCCCGAUGACCGCCAUGGCAGUUGAUAAUCUGGCAUAG